AUGUCCGUUUCCCUGCAAAUUUUGGAGCCUUUACCGUUGAACUACAGCCUGGCUAAACGAAAACUGCGCAUUCUGAUCUUCUGGCUGCUGGUCUUUUUGGACUCGGUUGUCUUUCCUAUCGGGCUCUACUACCUUCUGACCUAUACCACGACGUGGUCCGCCACGACUAUCUUCACUGUUUUGACAGUGACUUUGUUCGGGACAUUCGUGACCGAGUCGUUGCAGAGAUCGUGGGAUCUGUGGCGGAAGGAAUCCAGCUGCCGCGUUCCCAACGCUGGCCGCUAUUAUUUCGAUUUCACCCACUGGAACGUCCUCGUCUCCUGGGUCAUCAUCAUUGCCGAAUUGGUCGUCGGAACCAUUCCUGAGCCGCCCUGGAUGCGCAUGCUGGCCAUGCCCGUGCCUUCACUUUUCUUUAUAUUCGCCCUCGAGAUGCUGAUUAUGGAGGCCCUGUAUGUCUUCGAGAAGCCCGCCCCGUUCCGCAUUUCAUCCAUCCCGAGUGGCAACCCAAUGCGUCCCGCCAUCUAUCCGCUUCUGGAAGAUAUUAUUGCAGUGGACGGCAAAGGAGGGACCAGAUUUCGGGAUCGCCUGGAUCAGCGAUACAAGUCCAGUCCACCCUUUCGCGGCAUGCUGCACCGAGUGACGAUGCUAUGGGCGGUUCCUCAAAUGGUGGUAGCCGGGGGGACUUUGGCAGGGAUUGUCAUUACGGACCGUGAGGUGGCUUACACGGUAUGUUUAUUUGACCUCCAAGGUGUGAUAUGGUAA
Molecule: messenger RNA, 762 nt
Organism: Penicillium egyptiacum
Lineage: Eukaryota; Fungi; Ascomycota; Eurotiomycetes; Eurotiales; Aspergillaceae
Source: the annotation of a GenBank genome assembly